GAGAGAGAGGGUGAGAGAGAAGAAGUGAAAGGGAGAAAAAAAAGGGAAGAAAGAAGCAGAGAAGAAAAAGGGAGGAUACUACAACUACAACUAUGCUGUGCUGCAUAAGAAGAACCAAACCGGUGGAGAAGAAUGAGGAUGCGGACCAGAAGAUUGAACAGGAUGGCACCACCAACAAACCUGAGGACAAGGCCCACAAGGCUGCCACCAAAAUACAGGCCAGCUUCCGUGGACACAUAACUCGGAAAAAGAUGAAAGACGGAGAGGAAGAGAAGGAGGGAGACAGUCCCGCUGCUGCAGAGGAGGCAACGGAGGGAGGAGAGGAGGCAAAGAAAGCGGAGGGAGAGGAGGCACCUGCUAAACAGGAGGAGGCCGCAGGAGAGGAGGCCAAGAAGGAGGAGGAGGAGACAAGCCAAGCCAAAAGCCCAGUGGCAGACAAGCCCGCUAACUCUCCAGCAGCUGCCGCUACCUCUCCCGCAGGCGCAGCGACAUCUCCUGUAGCGGCGGCCCCGGCUGCUGCGUCUCCUACGGCCGCCACGGCGCCCUCCGAACCCCAGAAAGAGGAGCCAAAGGCAGAGGAGAAAGCUGAGGAGAAGCCCAAAGAGGUGGAGGCUCCAGCGGCGGCAGCCAAGAGUCCCACCACAGCCACAGCUGAGGAGAAGAAGGAGGAGGAGAAGAGCGAAGAGAAGAAGGAGGAGGCCAGACAAGCCGAUGUGCCUGCUGCUGUCAGUCCGACAGCUGAGAAGGAGGAGCCCAACCAAACAAAAGAUGCUGCAGAGGAGUCUAAAGCAGAGGAGGCCACCCCGGCAGAUGCGGCAGCGGAGGCCACCGAGUCCAAGGACGACUAAGUCCAACCUAACGAAAGCAGAAUUAAGAGUAUGAAGAAUAACACAAAAACAAAAAUCUAAAAAGGUUGCUCUUUGCCUUCCCAAUGUGAGGGCAGUCCGUUUCUAUUUGUUUGUCAUUUUUUGUGUGGCAAUGAUUUUCUCAUGUUGGGGGAGUUUCCAGCGUGAAGUUUUUUGGCUCAAGCUAAUACAAGGAGGAAGUGAUGAUGAUGAUGAUGUUGUUGUUAUGAAAAACGAUUGUGACCUUGAUACCGACGGUGAUGAUGCUGAGAUGGAAGACUCCAUUUGUCACGUCUUCACUAUUUCAUGUAAGCGAAACAGGAUGAGCGCUCCCAACUGGAUCUCGACACCUUUAGAAUGCAUUGCCAAUGCCCCCGUACUUUAUUUGCAUUGUAAUGCACUUUCUUUAAACACAUUUUGCAAAUAAAAUCCGUUCUGCAGAUGCACGCACAAAAAACAAGCAGGUUUCAAAAUGCAACCCGAGUUCUCGGCGCGGUCCAAGUGCGUCGAGAGCACAGCGAACAGCUAAAGUACUCACACAUCACAUGGAUGAGAGAAUGUAUCAUUAAAUGUGUGACAUUUCCAGUUGGGCAGCUUCAUCCUGAAUCCAAAAGACAACAUAUAGGACAAGACUAUUACUCUCUCUAUUCUGCUUGAGUCAUUCAAGCUCGGUUUACACCCCUUUUACAAACUCUGUUUACUCACAUUUACAAGUAAAGGACCUGUUGCCAUUUAAAUGAUCAUAUAAUAACCUAUAGAAUGUAACUGGCUCUUACAUAUAACGAUUUGUGUUCUGCCAACCAAACGUGAGAACAGUAGCAUGAACCAUCGAACCAGAUGCAUGAUGGGAACUCUCCCUCAGAGAGGAACUUUUUCGCAGUCACAAAAACUUAAGAGGUGUGGCGGCUUCUUUUUGAUGUCUUUGGUGUUGUUAUGACAGUUUAUAUGAAUUGGAAAAAUUACUCUUGCACUGAUGUUACGAAAAAGAAAAAGUAAAAAAGAAAAAUCAAACAAACAAACAAACAAACGAGCAAACAAAAAAUACUUUUCCUAUGUUCCAGUGAGUGCAAUGUCCAGUUUCAACCUUAUCAAGGAGUUCAAACUUGUGAGAAAAAAAAAUAUGAAAAAAUAAAAAUGGUUUCAAUGUCUGUUUUCAAAAUAAAGCAAAUGUGCCAAUUA
Molecule: messenger RNA, 2024 nt
Organism: Stegastes partitus (bicolor damselfish)
Lineage: Eukaryota; Metazoa; Chordata; Actinopteri; Pomacentridae
Gene: gap43
Product: growth associated protein 43
Exons: 3
Coding region: 93-848 (251 amino acids)
Biological process (GO): regulation of growth
Molecular function (GO): protein binding
Source: RefSeq, a predicted model, not a curated record